Trypanosoma theileri is the source of this 507-nucleotide messenger RNA. RefSeq lists its product as uncharacterized. The record is from RefSeq and is a predicted model, not a curated record. The transcript has a single exon. Bases 1 to 507 code for a protein of 168 amino acids. Lineage: Eukaryota; Euglenozoa; Kinetoplastea; Trypanosomatida; Trypanosomatidae.
AUGGACAGUGUGGCUCUCAGCGUAAGUUCUUUCGUGCACCGCGCGGAAGCCCUCAAUGUCCCACUCCUUCGUAGCAAAACUGUGGUACUCGCCGUUGCCAUGGGAAUUCCAGUCGCGGUACUACUGCACGACACCUCCAAUUACUGGAUGCCUACAACUUGGCAAAUUCCUAUUGUCUCGUGGUUUUGCCGUAAGUGGCGUCAGAAUCCUGAAGAAAAAAGAGCUCAUUUAACUCUUGCACGCAAUGCCAUUAUAUUCAUUUUUGUAGCCUUGGCGUUGAAUGAAGGUACGUACUAUCAAACCCCAGUGGAUUACGUCGCUGAUCGUGUUACCAGCAGCACCGCUCGUAAAUCCUUAAAUGAACACAUUCGCGGGUCUCGUCAGGCGGCCUUCGCUGCGGCCGGUGAUUUGGUCGGCGAAGAGGGACUCAACGAGGCGAAUGUCCGUCAGCAGCGGGACACUGCACUCCGCCGCCGCUUUGUGCAUGACAGCCGUGCCGAACACUAA